Venustampulla echinocandica is the source of this 2064-nucleotide messenger RNA. RefSeq lists its product as uncharacterized. The transcript has 6 exons. Lineage: Eukaryota; Fungi; Ascomycota; Leotiomycetes; Helotiales; Pleuroascaceae. The coding region runs from base 1 to 2064 and encodes 687 amino acids. The record is from RefSeq and is a predicted model, not a curated record.
AUGGCCAGUAUCUAUGCCUCCGCACAGACGGUUUUGGUAUGGCUUGGGGCAGCUGGAGAUAAUAGUAAUCUAGCGAUAGACGAAAUCAAGAGAAUAGAAUCAUUCUGCAGGGGAUUGGACACUUCGGAGCUCAAAGCAAAACAAGCAGUCAAAAAUUUCCUACCUGAGGAAGAUGAUCCAGCCUUGCCUGCUGUUGUCAAGCUCUUUGAUAGACAAUGGUUCAAGAGGAUUUGGAUCAUGCAAGAAGUGAUCCUCGCAAGACGCGUCCAUGUCUACUGUGGGCACAAGAGCCUUCCUUGGUCUACUCUGGCUGAUUUUGGGGAGUCGAUGAUGGAGAUAUGUCCAGGACUGUUGUUCCUAGCUGGACCAUCAGAUACACACAUCUUAUUUCUCUUUCGCGAUACUACUUGGAGGUUUUCGGCUCAAACAAGUCAAGGAACCACUCGACCGAGUCUACGGCAUACUUGGUCUACUAGACCAUACAAUUCGAGAAUCUGUAGUCAUCAAUUAUCAGCAGGAAUUCUGGGAAGGCUUCCCUCCUGGUGCCCAAACUUUAACGAUGCUCGUGGAGAAACAAUUGGUUAUAAUUUAAUUCCGAGUUUCAAUGCGGGAGGGUUUGCGGACGGGGAAGGCCGGAAAGCGCAUGUUCAACUCCACUCGUCAUCUCAUUUGGACUCUAUCCAAGUUGGUUUCCAAAUGGAUACAGUUAAGAGGGUGGUAGGCUCAUCGGUGGCUAUCUUUACCUCUCGCGACCAACUAGAACACGAAGGACUCUUCGCUGACUGUGCUAAAAACCUAGCAUGGGAACGAGAAUGCUGGACUAUUUUCUACGAGGAUGCUCAUAAAUCUCUUGGUGGCAACAAUAUCCCUGAAGAUUAUUUAAGAGCUCUCAUCGCAAACCACUUCACGAGCAUGGAGGCUGUACCUCUCAACUAUUCACUUCGAGAUGACUACCUUGCUAUUAAAGCUGGCUGGACCUCCAGGUCCAAGUUUGAGACCCCAACAAGAUCAUUUACUUAUUCUACAGAAGAAUCGCGAUUGAGAUAUUUAAUUGCGAUUCUAAAUCAAAAGAGAAGAAAGUUCUUUAGUACCGAGGCUGGGAGGGUAGGAAUGGGUCCUCGACAUGUCAAGCCUGGUGAUAGGAUUGUGACACUGUAUGGUGGAGCACCAGUAUUUAUUCUGAGAGUCUCGGAGAGUCAUCAUGAUAGCGGAGAAACAGAGUCGCAUGUUUUGAUAGGUGAUGCAUUUGUGGGUGGUCUCAUGGACUUAUCAUUAAUCCCUGAGUCCUCUAGGAAUGAUAGAUGCUACGCAGGCUCCGGUGGGCUCGGAGGCAUGCUCCUGGUCUCGGGACACUGCUUAGGUCGACAUUCCGGUGCGGGACUACCUGUUCCUGAGAUCUACGGGUACUCAGCAACAUCGGAAAAAGCCGCGGGCACUGAAUACAUCUUUAUGGAGCCUCUCCGUGGAAAGAACUUCGGCGGCAUCUGGCUUGACUUAUCUGAAGAUGCCAGGAUCACCACCGUCACCAAACUGGUUGAAGAUCCAGAAGCAGCUCUUACAGCCGGUGCCAAAAAGGAGAUUGCAUACUUAAAGAAAUUUGGACGACCGCUUCAGCCUUUUCAACUUCUCCGUUGGGAGAUCUACGACUAUCAGAAGCAAUCGCAUUUAGAGCAUAUAGACGGUCUAGAGAAAUAUCUGGAAAUCGCGCCGCAGCUCAUACCGAACGAUAAUGACGCACUUGCACGUCCGACUAUAAGGCACCCCGACCUCCAACCUAAUAAUGUCUUCGUUUCUGAUGAUCUCGAGAUUACUGGUCUGAUCGACUGGCAGCAAUGCGCAGUGUUGCCGCUGUUUUUGCAAUGUGGGAUUCCUAAUAGCCCUCAGAAUUGCGGUGAUAGCGUCUCGGAAUCAUUGAAAACCCCAGAACUACCACACAACUUCGAUUAUCUGGAUGAGAGGGAACAGUUCGAGCAGGCCAAAUUGCUCCGUACGCCAACUUCAUUACUUCUACGUCGCGAGAACUACAACAUACUAUACAUUACGAUGCUUUGGCAUCUAAUAUGA